GUCGUGUUGUACGCGAUCCUCAGACCUUAAAAUCAAAGGGUUAUGGUUUUGUAUCCUUUGUCAAAAAAUCGGAAGCUGAAAGUGCCAUAACGGCCAUGAACGGACAAUGGCUGGGCUCACGUUCAAUUAGAACAAAUUGGGCUACCAGAAAACCGCCCGCGAGUAAAGAAAAUAUUAAACCCUUGACCUUUGACGAAGUCUACAAUCAAAGCAGCCCCUCAAAUUGCACCGUCUAUGUGGGUGGUGUAAACAGUUCUCUAACAGCAUUGAGUGAGGAAAUUUUACAAAAGACUUUUUCACCUUAUGGAUCAAUACAAGAAAUAAGAGUUUUUAAAGAUAAAGGCUAUGCGUUUGUUAGAUUUUCCACCAAAGAAGCUGCUACUCAUGCCAUUGUUGGUGUUCACAAUACGGAAAUUAAUGCCCAGCCCGUUAAAUGUUCGUGGGGCAAGGAAAGCGGUGAUCCUAAUAAUGCCCAAACUAUAGCCAGUCAAGCUCUUAAUCCUGCUGCUGCAGGAUUUCCUUAUGGUGUAGGGGCAGCUGCUGCCGCCGCUGCGGCUUAUGGUCAACAACUUGCUGCUACGGGUUGUUGGUACUCUCCCACACCCACGUAUCCUGCUUCAUCGGCCACAGCUGCUGUAACGCCUGCUGCCUCGGCUGCGGUACAAAAUCAAUUUCUGCAAGGCAUUCAAGGUUAUCAUUUUGGACAGUAUGGUGGCUAUCAGCAAGGUUAUAUGGGCAUGGGCGUUCAAAUUCCAGCUACUUGGCAAGGUGUUGCUACACAAGCACAAAUAUCUCCUGCUCAACAAUUGGCGACGGCGGGUGUUGCCGGUACUGCCAUACCACAGGCAGCCGGUGUAGUUGCUUAUCCCAUACAACAAUUUCAAGUUAGCCCACAGGUUGGUAAUGUGAAAUGUUUAUAAAUGUGUAAAUACAUACAUAAAUAUUUAUAUACAUAUAUAGAGUAGAUAGCAGAGUAGAUGAAGUAUAAGAAAUGUUUCCGACAUAAUUAUGAACAUUU
This is a messenger RNA of Lucilia cuprina (Australian sheep blowfly), 1018 nucleotides long. RefSeq names its product nucleolysin TIA-1. The transcript has 5 exons. Gene Ontology annotation, molecular function: RNA binding. NCBI's taxonomy places the organism in Eukaryota, Metazoa, Arthropoda, Insecta, Diptera, Calliphoridae. The coding region runs from base 96 to 920 and encodes 274 amino acids. The record is from RefSeq and is a predicted model, not a curated record.